Messenger RNA from Rhipicephalus microplus (southern cattle tick), 1453 nucleotides. It is a transcript of the gene Snp, whose product is annotated as Snipper. Gene Ontology annotation, molecular function: nucleic acid binding; 3'-5'-RNA exonuclease activity. NCBI's taxonomy places the organism in Eukaryota, Metazoa, Arthropoda, Arachnida, Ixodida, Ixodidae. The record is from RefSeq and is a predicted model, not a curated record.
CCUAGUGCAAAUUCUAGGCACUAUACUGCAGUUCCCACUUGAAAGUUGAUUGACACCAUGGUUAGCUGGCUAGGUGUGGUAUGUGUGUGUAUGUGAAGGCGUUGUGAAUGGUAUCUUUAUCCAUGCGAGUGAAUGGCUCUACAGUUCGUUCUCUACAGGAACGCGUCGCUUUUGUGUCGUAUUACGCAUGCGGCACUGCAGGCCGGCACCACAGUACCUCGCCUUGCAAAGUCGGCUGGUUACACGCACUUGGCGUUUCCCAAAAAACAAAUGUCUCGCCUGGCAUCGCCGGCGUACCUCUCGCCCGCCGCUGCAAUGCCCAAGCAGGGGUAUGAUUAUUUCCUCGUGCUUGACUUUGAGGCCACCUGCAGCGCAGAGAAAGGAGUGCCAACACCGCAGGAAAUCAUUGAGUUUCCAGUCCUCAAAGUUAAUGGCCAGACCUUUGAGACAGAGUCAACUUUCCACUCAUACGUCCAGCCACAGGCACACCCUCAGCUGACUUCAUUUUGCACAGAGCUGACGGGCAUUGUGCAAGAUAUGGUGGACGAUCAGCCACAUCUGCAGGAAGUGCUCAGCCGCUUUGAUGAUUGGAUGCAAAAGGAGGGCCUGCUUCAGGCACGGACAGUGUUUAUUACCUUUGGUGAUUGGGACCUGCAGAAAAUGCUCCCCUCACAGUGUGCCUACCUUGGCAUACCUGUACCGCCUUACAUGACUCGAUGGAUCAACUUGAAAAAGGCGUUCGCCGAGUGCACGGGCCACUGGCCCAAGACCCUGUUGGAUGCACUGCGCUUCUGUAGGUUGCCUCAUCUGGGACGCCACCACAGCGGCAUUGAUGACUGCCGCAACCUGACACAAUUGGUCGCCUGGUUGGCAUCGCGUGGACACCAGUUUGCGUGAGCCGGUGUUCGAGCAGGCAGAGUUGUCGCAGAAAGCCACGAUUGGGUACGAUCUCGCGGCGUGCGCGCACGAUGCGCACGGCCUCACGGGCGCUCAGUCGUCGACGCAGCAUCAGGAAGGCGAUCACCAACGUUGCCGAGCGGCUGAUCCCCUGGUGGCAGUGAACGUAAACGCGGCCCCCGGGCUCAGCCAGAGCAGAGUCGAUGAACUCUGCGGCUUCUUCGAAGAAAUGGUCCAGCCGGAAUCCGGCCAUAUCUAAUGCCUCGAUGCCCAAGAAACGGAUGCCAGCCGCCCGGUACAAUGCUGGCCCUGUGUUGACCAGGCAGAGAGAGGAGUCGCGGCCGCACGCCGCGUUGAGCACGUGUGUCACACCGAGACGUCGCAGCAUGCCCACGCAUAGCGCUGUUGUGCCAUCGCCAAGUAGGAUGCCCGGGUAGACCUCGUUGUACGGCUCGCGUGGCAGCUCCAGGCGGCCCCUGGGGCAGAGCAGGCGGCAGAGCUCGUCCUCUUCCAGUCCUGCGCAUGGCCCAGUAUUCAUGGAUAAAGGCAAAUCAUG